AUGGAAGAGGCACAGAAGAAGCUGCAGGCUCUAUCAGAGGAAUACCAAACCCUCCAGACAGAAUUGGAAAAUAUCAUCCUAGGACGACAGAAACUCGAAUCACAGCAGCAAGAGAAUAGGGGCGUGCAAGAGGAGUUCGCGUCUCUCGACGAUGAAUCAAACAUCUACAAGCUCGUCGGGCCGGUGCUGUUGAAGCAGGAGAAGUCAGAGGCUGUCAUGGCCGUAGAUGGGCGCUUGGAUUUCAUUGAAAAGGAGAUCAAGCGAAUAGAGACCCAGAUCCAGGAUAUAAACAAUAAGAGUGACAAAAAAAGGACCGAGAUUAUUCAAUUGCAGUCACAAAUCCAACAGCAGGCUGCAGCUGCUUCUGCUAGCGCUUAG
Talaromyces atroroseus is the source of this 378-nucleotide messenger RNA. Its product is annotated as Prefoldin subunit 6. Gene Ontology annotation, molecular function: protein-folding chaperone binding. NCBI's taxonomy places the organism in Eukaryota, Fungi, Ascomycota, Eurotiomycetes, Eurotiales, Trichocomaceae. Bases 1 to 378 code for a protein of 125 amino acids. Gene Ontology annotation, biological process: chaperone-mediated protein complex assembly; protein folding. The record is from RefSeq and is a predicted model, not a curated record. Gene Ontology annotation, cellular component: cytoplasm; prefoldin complex. The transcript is spliced from 5 exons.